AUGCCAUCCGUGAGAGUACAGUACGAUUAUGCGGAAUUCACGUAUAUAUCACAGCCUUCAACGGUAUUGCAUGAUAUUUUGAUGGCAGCAUUACAGCAUUUCAAGAUAAAUAGCGCCACCACUCAGGAAUGGCGAUUGAUGCAUGGAGACCGUGAGUUGGCGCUUUAUAUGCGGCAUAGUCAGUCGAACUUACCUGCAGGUACUCUAAUAAAGCUAGUAAAAGUGGCUAAAGGCAGUGAUGGUCGCAUAGUAUCGAUUAAGUUCCAGGCAAUGGGGGUCGGUUCUAGUGUGCGCAAGAUAGCAACCAACACCUUUGUUGGUGAGGCCGUAAAAGAAGUUUGCUCAGCUGAAGGUUGGAAGAUAGGGCCUGAUUGUAACGUAGCAAUAUUUUCAAAAACAGAGGUUUUAGAGGAGUUAGAAAAUGUCACGUUUGCUGAAAUGGGAGUUUCAGAAGAUGUAGUUGUGCGACUAAGGCUACCUACUGAGCCUGUCAAAAAGCCAAAGAAGAUAAAUUCGAUAGUAAAGGCCCUUAAAACGUCCUCAUCAACCUCCAGUUCUCCUGUUCAAAGAAGUCCUGUUCAAAGAAGUCCUGUUCAAAAAAGUCCUAUUCCAAGAAGUCCUGUUCAGAGAAGUACUGAAACCACUUCAAGAAAUGGCCCCAGCUCAUCUGAGUCUAAGGAGCCUUUGCACGAAUCCAAACAUGAAUCUGAAAAGCCUUCACAUACACCCAAAGAAGAAUCUGGAACGCCUUUACAUACACCGACGCGCGAACCCAACAAACCUUUACACUCACCUAGUGUUUACAUACCGGAGUCUAAUCACGUAAGUGCAGGAGAUGCAACUGAAGAAAUGGACUAUGAAUUAUCCGAAGCCGAUGUCAUGAGAUAUCAACAGAUGCUAUCUGCUCGAGUAAACCAUGGACCAUUGAUGACACGCCGUUUAAGGGAAGAAUUGAACGCCGAGAAGCACUCAGUUACUGUAGAAAGAUGCAAUAUCCGUGUACGGCUGCCGGAUCUUAAGCUGCUUGACGUCAGUUUUGACAAAGACGAUACUAUGCAUAAUGUAUACGAUCUGAUAUCAAGGACUCUAAUCAGCCCAGAUAUUUCAUUUGCUCUAUUUCAGUCAUAUCCACACAAAAAGUUAGAAGAUUCGAAUGCCAAACUGGUGAGUGGUCUCGGAUUUGGCUCUAACACUCUACUUUUGCUAGAUACUACUCAUCCAGGUCCAUAUCUGAAGCAAGAAAUUCUGAAGAAAGCCAAACCUGUCAGCCAACCCACCAGUCCCAGUAAUGACAGCAAAACGGACGCUGAUAGUGUGAAGCGUAAAAUCAACCCUAUGAAAAAGAUUCCAAAGUGGAUGAAGUUAAGUAAAAAGUAA
This is a messenger RNA of Eremothecium sinecaudum, 1377 nucleotides long. RefSeq names its product Ubx4p (gene UBX4). The record is from RefSeq and is a predicted model, not a curated record. The coding region runs from base 1 to 1377 and encodes 458 amino acids. Gene Ontology annotation, molecular function: protein binding. Lineage: Eukaryota; Fungi; Ascomycota; Saccharomycetes; Saccharomycetales; Saccharomycetaceae. The transcript has a single exon.